Dermacentor andersoni is the source of this 840-nucleotide messenger RNA. RefSeq lists its product as uncharacterized. The record is from RefSeq and is a predicted model, not a curated record. NCBI's taxonomy places the organism in Eukaryota, Metazoa, Arthropoda, Arachnida, Ixodida, Ixodidae.
AUGGCUGAGCGCAGCCACAAGAAACCCAAGAGUGCGCAAGGCCAAAAAGCGGGGGCGCAAAGCGCCGAUCCCGCCGCCAGCAAGCCAACCGCGACCAAGCUCGAAGCGAUCAAGCCCGAAGCGUUAAAGCCCGAAGCGUCGGCUUCGCACCCACAGGCCGCUUCCCUCCCGGGUGUGGAGCGCAGUCCCUUUCGCAGUAUGAAAAACCCUGGCGCCAAAGGUCAUGGGGCCAAAGGUCCUGGCGUCAAAAUUACUAGCGGCAAGAGCCCCCUGUUUUCCAUCACAAGUCACGGCACCACCAGCGACAAAGCGACAGCCGGGGGGAGUACCAUUGCGGCCUCCGGUCCUCUCGCGGCCUUGAGUCCAUCAGUGGUCAACCCAGGGUGUGCCAGCGGUCCGAAAGAACAGGACGCAACUGCCGACAUCCCCGAGAAGCGAGUGUUCGCGGAACGUGGAACCGUAGGCGACGCGGCAGUGGCGCUGACAAUGUGCACCUGCGUCGCCCUGCCCAUCCACUGCGGCCUUGGAGGUGGCGUCAUGGCGCUCUACUACAACAAGUACGACACUAGUCGCAAAGAAAAACGAUACCUGAUCUGUACUAGUAAAUUAUACCUUCUAUAGAAUACCAAUAAAUUGUGUAGAAACCAUCGACGAUGAUUGUCAGUGUAAGCGAAUAGCCGAACCCUUCUAUAAAAGCUAUUCACUUUAAUAAAAAAGAAAAAGAAAAUGAUGCGCUCGAAGCCGUUAAUCAGCACAUCAGUAGCGGUGGCUAUAUAAGUCGAUGCACCAUACGUGUGUUGUCUCCAGCGAUGCGAGCACCGGCGUGGAAGGCGACUGCCA